AACGAAGAAUGAUAACAUCACACAUGACACAAUAACAAGGUAUGUGAAGGACUGAACUGUAGGCUGCCUUCUAAUGUUGUCUCUUGUUAAGUUUCACAUUUUAUAAGAUAUUUACAGAAGUUUGUACACUGAAAAUUUAUAGUUAAGAAAGUAGAGGUAAUGUAUGUGUUAACAAAAUAAUAUCCGAUGUCCUUCACGCCUCUGCUUAAAUAAUUAUAACCUUUACCAUAAGGAUUGCAUUUCUGGCCAUAAAACCUUCACUGCCUGCCUGACUAUUCUUACUGCCAUAAGUGGAAGUCUAUUGCUUUCGUUUGUGUCGGAAGAGACGAAAAUCAUCGUGAAUAUCGAGUAGGUAAGGUUAUAGCAGGGGACUGUCGUUGCUUAUUUCAGCGUUAUAUCCCUGAAAAGACUUGGUCACGAAAAUCUCAGCUCCUGGGUUCGAAUCCUGGUAAAGAGUGUUUCUGUAGUUCGGUAGCUAAGAAUUUGUCGGAUUGUCCCGAAGUAACACUGCGAGAACGCUGAUAGUUAAUUAUCGUACCGAAGACAUUAAAUAAAAACCAGUUACAGGCGUGUUAAUACGUAGCACGUUUGGGAAACCAAGAAAUUUAUUACAAAAUUUUGUUGUAGAACCUUGCGAAAAAUGGAAACUUUUGAGAGGAUAAUAUUAAAAUUUAUUUUCUUUUUUCGUUGCGUUGCAAAUCCUGGAUGGGGAGAGAUUAAGAGACGUAGAUCGUGGUCUCUCUAAAUGAGCUACUUCGAAAUGUACUUGUAGGGCGCAAGGAAAAACACGAAAAUUCUCGAUCUAGGUAUCCUAUUUUCUAAAUAUGAGUUAUAUGCGUUAGUUUUACUGUGCAGAGGCUGGCUAUUGUCAUGUUACAAUAUUUCGGCUUCCAUAGCAACAGAAAAUUGCCCGAUCUAAGUAUCAACUAUAAGGGUAGGUUAUUAGUGAGUGUUAUCACACAUGUUGAAUAAACUGGAAUUUCCAGUCCUGAGAAGAUAUUCAAUAAUUUAUUAUUCUUCGCCGCAUUCAGAAAGUUUGUGGGGUUCACCCAGCCUAGACACUGAGGGUAAAAAUAACCCUUAACCUUUCAGUGCCGGAGACUGAAGUACCCAGAACCAUAACCCACGCCAACUCCCACACAGGAUUUUACAGCUUGUUGCGUAUCAGCCAUCUUACUAUUAUACAAUUUCAACAACUGUAUCGACAGAUCUACUCUGAUACUAUUUUUCCAACGAAGCAGCAACCAUAGUCUGUCACGUAAAUAUGGAAUGAAACACGAAAUGGCCAGUCCGAUACUGUACAGAGUGUAAAGAUUUGUGAAUGAUGCCUGUGUUUCUAAUAGGUUUCUUAUGUAUUGUAAGUUAGUCUUACAAUUAUUUUUUUUAAUAGGACACUUUUUAACUCUCUCAGUUUAAUAAUACCGGUAAUAGUAGUAAUAAUUGGCCUUCUGGCUGUUGAUACAGCACACAAAUAUUAAAGAAUUGAAGACUAGUAACAAUAACAACAAUAAUGCAAUGUUAAAACACACAGAGAAAAUAACAAACAUUUACGUUUGUUACAAGAAAUUGAAAGGAGGUUGAGACUUUCGCUCGCACAAGAGAGAAUAGCACAGAAAGGCAAAGAUUAUCUUCUGUGACUUGAGCAAUAUUAGAUCCCAGUGUUCAAACGUUCCAAAAUCUCGCGUGUUUUAUUUAGACUGUGGUCGGUGAAAAGACUUGCUGGACAAUAGGUGGAACGUUACGAGGUGCAUUGUCUUUUGUAAGUCGAAUAAUACUCAUACUUGUAUUGUAGGUGUUCUUGAUAAAGUUUCCAAUACGUACAAAUAAAAAAAAAACCCUGAAAAUUUGAGAAAAUAAAAUAUUAAUUUCAAAGUAAUAACUACAGUAACAAGGUGUUACCGCUUAGACCCUCUGACGUCUUGUUACUAACAUUUCAUUAAAAAAAUUAAUCCGUCGGUCACGUAUUAGGAGACAUCCGGUCUCAAUGUACACAGAACAGCACAACGCCCUAGAAAACGUACGCAUACAUCCGUGUCCCUAGCGAGAGAAUCUGCGACAAGUUUUCAAGCGAUCGAAGACAGUGCCCACUUGAUACUUGGUGGCGGCUUCUGUAUUCGGCUACAGGCUAAUAUUCCGAUACUAUUUCUUUGCAACGAACUAUAUGGGAAUUUCAGUGCGUGUUCGUUGUGCUGAAAACUAAGACUUCAAGGUUUGGACAGAGAUCUUUAGAAUUAUUUCGCUGAGAAGGUACUUAAAUUGUAAGGUUUAAUACAUGGGCAUAUUAGAAGUCACAGUUCCAUAUGGAAGUAUGCCUUCCCCCUUCGCAGCAAAAAACAGUAAUAACAAGGUUCUCGAAAGUAUUUCAAAAGCGUGAAGGAUCGGGAAAUAAUUUUGUUAUGUAUCAGUUCCCUUGAUGUGGGCAAAGAGAGAUAUUUAGUUGCUGUGUAGGGGAAUUUUUGUAGUAGUGAUUUCUGUGAGAAAUUGACAAACAUUUGAGACUGUCAUGGCGUCUCGGAAUUCGCUCAUAUAUGCGUCCAGGAGCUCUAGGGGGACUAACAGUAGACGGCUGGUUUAAUCCUAUUAACAUAACACAAAAACUUAAUGUAUAAUGGAAAUUGGACAUUUCAGUAUCAAAUACAGGAAGAUUGGUGACAAUAAAAGUAUGAAAAGCAACUUACAAAUUGAGAAGACUUGUUUAAUUCCAUCAAACGUAAUGAUUAAACACACAAGAUAUUUUUAAGUUAUUAAAAUCUGUACUCACGUAGAUGAUUUUCUUCUGGGUUGUUGCGCCAUGUAGUCUGGUAGAAAAUGACUGAUCGCACUGAGGAUGGAGGAAGUAGGCAUCCCUGAAACUCUCGAUUUACGCCUUUAUCGUCCAUUAUCAUCAUCGGUAUUGCCUCGAGAUGAUUUGGUACAGAAUCAACUCUUUCAUUAUAAUUCAAAUCACGAAACGUUAUACAGUCCAUCUGUCCGCGUUUUCUGACAUGCCUAUAAUUUUCUUUAUGUUAUUUGUAGAAUCCGGCCAUUCCAUUACAGUAUAUUCAUUUUGUUUCAACCCCAUUAAAGUUAAGAACAUAUUCGAAUUUCCAAUCAGUUUUAACAUGCGAACGGAGCCAUCGAGUUUCUUGUAGGAGGCUGCAGACCGGCUACUGGUCAGGAGUAGAAGAGUCUGAUAUAUCUCGACCAAUCAGCAGGCAGAACCGAGUUUAUUUAAAGAAAGAGCGCGGAGCUGCGUGAGGCCAUGUGCAGUCUAGAGCUUGAAGCCUUCUCAGUGAUUUGAGAGCACACAUUCGCAAUAUGUUUCUUCCGAAGCAUCUCACGUAUCAUUGCAGUGCCGUUUUGUUUCUUCUUCUGCUGACAUCUGCCUUAUCUGCACCGUACUACGACUUGGAAUAUGAAGAUGGCGGAAUUCUAAACUCGCCUGAUAGAACCUUAUGGGAAGAAUCCGAUAACUUCAUGGCCGUCAAAAGAUCUACGGAGCCUUUUAUCUCCAUGCACUGGUCCGGAGACAGUCGGAAGAGUUACAUGCCGUAUCACCCUGUCGUCAGGUUCCGCUCCCCCAAGCCUCAGUUCGACCACCCAUCCCUCACAUACACGAGGAGAUUCGAAGACCGAUUGAAGAAGAAUCUGAGUGCCGGUGAGAUCCUAGCUCUGCUCAGUACCAUCAUGGUAGACCGCGCAUCCAAAGGACGUCUCAAAGGGCUGCGGUUUGGAAUAAGCAAGAGAUGAAAUGGAUACAACCAUAUUCAUAAAUUUGAAGUUAAACGAAGUGCACAGAUCAUCCAAUUUAUACCCGAAACAAUUGCCGCAUUUAACCUAGUUAUAUUAGUAGUUUUUCACAUAAUGUGGGGAUGUUAGUUAAACUUUGGUUAAAAGUAGGCCCAUACGACGCUUAAUUAAGUUUAAUGAAACAAUCAAACUAUUAAUUUGUGUUAUUCUGUAUAGUAUGCCUGAAUUAAUUGGAAACGUGUGCUGUAAUUAUUUAAUGUAACUGCUUAAAACCAUUCACGUUUCCUAGUCUUGAUAUUAAAA
Messenger RNA from Zootermopsis nevadensis, 4032 nucleotides. RefSeq lists its product as uncharacterized. The record is from RefSeq and is a predicted model, not a curated record. Lineage: Eukaryota; Metazoa; Arthropoda; Insecta; Blattodea; Termopsidae.